Messenger RNA from Colletotrichum graminicola M1.001, 1278 nucleotides. Its product is annotated as glycerol-3-phosphate dehydrogenase. The transcript is spliced from 2 exons. Gene Ontology annotation, biological process: carbohydrate metabolic process; glycerol-3-phosphate catabolic process. Gene Ontology annotation, cellular component: nucleus; cytosol; glycerol-3-phosphate dehydrogenase (FAD) complex. Gene Ontology annotation, molecular function: glycerol-3-phosphate dehydrogenase [NAD(P)+] activity; NAD binding. NCBI's taxonomy places the organism in Eukaryota, Fungi, Ascomycota, Sordariomycetes, Glomerellales, Glomerellaceae. The record is from RefSeq and is a predicted model, not a curated record. The coding region runs from base 1 to 1278 and encodes 425 amino acids.
AUGGCUUCCCUCGGCGCCGAGAAGAAACACAAAGUGACGGUAGUCGGCUCCGGUAAUUGGGGCUCGACCAUCUCCAAGAUCGUCGCCGAAAACACGGCGGCCUUCCCCGACCUCUUCGAACAAGAUGUGCACAUGUGGGUGUACGAGGAAGAGGUUGUCCUCGACAAGACGUCCCCCUACUACGACGCCGCCGUCGGCGACCAGCCCCAGAAGCUCACCGCCAUCAUCAACAAGCAUCACGAGAACACAAAGUACCUGCCCGGCAUCAAGCUUCCCCACAACAUCAUCGCGAACCCCUCCCUCCAGGACGCCGUCAAGGACUCCACCAUUCUCAUCUUCAACCUCCCCCACCAGUUCAUCGCCAACGUCUGCAAGCAGCUGAGCGGCCAUAUCUUGCCCUUCGCCCGCGGCAUCUCGUGCAUCAAGGGUGUCAACGUCUCGGACGAUGGUGUCUCCCUCUUCUCCGAGUGGAUUGGUGACGGCCUCGGCAUCUACUGCGGCGCCCUCUCCGGCGCCAACAUUGCCUCCGAGAUCGCCGCCGAGAAGUGGUCCGAGACCACCGUCGCUUACGACCCGCCCCCUAUGGACAACUCCCGCGCCCCGACCCCGCGCUCCACCUCCCCGAGCACCAACGGCAAUGGUCACAGCGUCGCCCCCCUGACCCCCGUUGACAUGCAACACAAGGACGCCCGUGGCCGCGCCUCCAAGACGAAGCUCACCCCCGUCCCCGCCGAGUACCCGCCACUGGAUCAUCAGAUCUUCAAGCAGCUUUUCCACCGCCCCUACUUCCACGUCCGCAUGGUCUCCGACGUCGCCGGCGUCUCCCUCGGUGGCGCACUCAAGAACAUCGUCGCGCUGGCCGCCGGCUUCGUCGACGGCCGCGGCUGGGGCGACAACGCAAAAGCCGCCAUCAUGCGCAUCGGCCUGCUGGAGAUGGUCAACUUUGGCAAGGAGUUCUUUGGCGAGACGGUGCACACCGGCACCUUCACCGAGGAGUCGGCGGGUGUCGCUGACCUGAUUACGUCCUGCAGCGGCGGCCGCAACUUCAGAUGCGCAAAGAUGGCCGUCGAGGAAGGUUUGAGCGUCCAGGAGGUGGAGAAGCGGGAGCUGAACGGCCAGAUGCUCCAGGGCACGAGCACGGCACAGGAGGUGAACAGCUUCCUCAAGGCGAGGGGCCUGGAGAAGAAUUACCCGCUCUUCACGGCCGUGCACGGUAUCCUCGAGGGCCGCUACAGUGUUGACGACAUCCCGAACUUGGUGUCGGCAUCAGAGAACUAG